Molecule: messenger RNA, 1835 nt
Organism: Ctenocephalides felis (cat flea)
Lineage: Eukaryota; Metazoa; Arthropoda; Insecta; Siphonaptera; Pulicidae
Gene: Hacl
Product: 2-hydroxyacyl-CoA lyase 1
Exons: 11
Coding region: 129-1835 (568 amino acids)
Biological process (GO): fatty acid alpha-oxidation
Cellular component (GO): peroxisome
Molecular function (GO): thiamine pyrophosphate binding; catalytic activity; magnesium ion binding
Source: RefSeq, a predicted model, not a curated record
CACAAUUAUUAGCGACGAUCAUCAAAAAAAUUUAUGACAAUAUCUGAUAUGUAAUAUUGCUGGACUAUAAACUCAGUAAUUUUUUCAUAAUACCUUAGUCUUAUUUGUGCAAUAUUACACGUUAAAAAAUGUCAGAACUGGAUGGAAAUACAAUUUUAAGCCAAGCUUUGAAAGAGCAGGGAAUUGAAUAUGUAUUUGGCAUUAUUGGCAUACCUGUCAUUGAAUUAUCAAUGUCUAUGCAAGCCGUGGGCAUUAAAUAUAUUGGCAUGCGGAAUGAACAGGCUGCUUGUUAUGCAGCUCAAGCUAUUGGAUACUUAACUGGUAAGCCUGGAGCAUGCUUAGUAGUUUCCGGUCCUGGUCUAUUGCAUUGUUAUGGUGGCAUGGCUAAUGCCCAGGUCAACUGUUGGCCAAUGCUUGUCAUUGGUGGCUCAACAUCACAAGAUCAUGAAGGAAUUGGAGGUUUUCAAGAAUGUCCACAAGUAGAACUAAGUAGACCAUAUUGCAAGUAUUCAGCGAGGCCUCCAAGUGCUUUACUUAUACCAAUGCAUGUUGAGAAAGCCGUGAGAUGUGCUACAUAUGGCAGACCAGGAGUGUCAUACUUAGAUUUUCCAGGCACUUUACUUACGAGUCGUGUUGAAGUUUCUGCUCUACCUCCUCAAUAUGCUCAUCCUGUUCCACCACUUUGUAAUCCUGAUCCACUAAGUGUUUUGGACGCUGCGAGAUUAUUAUCAGAAGCAGAAAGGCCUCUCAUUAUUGUUGGAAAAGGGGCAGCCUAUGCUAGAGCUGAAAAAGCCAUAACUGAUUUGAUACAACAAUGCAAUUUACCAUUUUUGGCAACACCCAUGGGAAAAGGUGUUACUCCAGACACAGAUGCACGAUGUGUCGCUCCAGCAAGAAGCUUGGCUCUUCAGAAAUCUGAUGUGAUUUUACUUCUUGGCGCGCGUAUGAAUUGGAUUCUUCAUUUUGGAAGACCGCCAAGAUUUUCCAAAGAUGUGAAAAUAAUACAGGUUGAUAUAUGUGCUGAAGAACUGCAUAAUAGUGUUAAAUCUACUGUUGCUGUACACUCAGAUAUAUUACCAUUUGUUGAACAAUUGGGAAAAAAACUUGCAGAGAAAAAAUUCAAAUUUUCUGGAGAAUCACAAUGGUGGAAAGAUUUGGGAAAAAAAUGCGAAAUUAAUAAAACUAUUGUUCAGAAAUUAUCUUCAGACACCAGCGUUCCAUUAAAUUACUAUACUGUUUUUCACCAUAUACAAGAAAUAUUGCCAAAAGAUUGCAUGAUUAUCAGUGAAGGGGCAAACACAAUGGAUAUAGGCAGAUCGAUGCUGCCAAAUAUAUUACCAAGGCACAGAUUGGAUGCUGGCACUUUUGGAACUAUGGGGGUGGGACCUGGAUUUGCUAUUGCUGCUGCAUUUUGGUGCAAAGAUUACGCGCCAGAAAAAAAAGUGAUUUGCGUCGAAGGUGAUUCAGCAUUUGGGUUUUCCGGAAUGGAGGUGGAAACAAUGUAUCGCUACAAAUUACCUAUCACUAUAAUUAUUGUUAACAAUAAUGGCAUUUAUGGUGGUUUUGAUAAAGAUACCAUGAAUAUAAUGCAGGCUUCUGGUGAAAUUAGUCAAACAACACCUCCUUCAGCACUGACUGCUGAAACUCAUUAUGAAAAUAUUAUGGGACUUUUUAAUGAAAAGGGACACUUUUGUACAACAAUACCAGAGUUGCAAGAAGCACUCAAUAUUAGUCUAAAAUCAGUGGAUAAACCAAAUGUAAUUAACGUCAUGAUAAAUCCAUCGGCUGAUAGGAAACCUCAAAGUUUUAAUUGGCUCACAGAAUCAAAGUUAUAA